AUGUCUCGACUAGACAACCUCACAAAAACCGAAACCGACGUAUCCCGUCCCUCUGCACUCCCAACCGCCAACCUCCGCGUCAACCGCACCAUCUCCCAACAACCUCUCAUCGACCAAAGCUCAGCUGAAUACCUAGAAAAUGUUGAAGAAGAAUGGAACAAAAAGGUCGACGUAGAAGUGGAGACGUUGGUCAAUGGGAUGGUGGAUUUGGUUAAUCUGGCUUCGAUUGGGGAGAAAGACAAAUUUACGGUUGCUCAGGAAGCAUUUGCAGCGCAAUCUAGAGCAGAAUCUAUGGUCCGAGCAGCCAACUCCCUUCUCUCAAUCGUACAUUCUAUGAAGCUCUUACUUCUGCUCUCCGACGAAUCUCAGACCGCUCAUCGGAGGGACGCGGAAGAGAAGGAAAUUCGAGAAGCCAACGAAGAAACCAAACGGAAGGUCGCCGCCCUGCUCGACGAGCUGCUACGAAAGCCUUCAGGGUCGUCUGCAAGCGGCGGAAGCUCUUCUUAA
This is a messenger RNA of Coprinopsis cinerea okayama7#130, 507 nucleotides long. RefSeq lists its product as hypothetical. The record is from RefSeq and is a predicted model, not a curated record. Gene Ontology annotation, molecular function: transcription coregulator activity. Gene Ontology annotation, cellular component: mediator complex. NCBI's taxonomy places the organism in Eukaryota, Fungi, Basidiomycota, Agaricomycetes, Agaricales, Psathyrellaceae. Gene Ontology annotation, biological process: regulation of transcription by RNA polymerase II. The transcript is spliced from 3 exons. The coding region runs from base 1 to 507 and encodes 168 amino acids.